Molecule: messenger RNA, 1774 nt
Organism: Mangifera indica (mango)
Lineage: Eukaryota; Viridiplantae; Streptophyta; Magnoliopsida; Sapindales; Anacardiaceae
Product: amino acid transporter AVT1H-like
Exons: 3
Coding region: 104-1492 (462 amino acids)
Biological process (GO): amino acid transmembrane transport
Cellular component (GO): vacuolar membrane
Molecular function (GO): amino acid transmembrane transporter activity
Source: RefSeq, a predicted model, not a curated record
UUUCUUAUGCUCGCUAUAAAUACACAUACACUUUCACUUGUUUAUUACUAAGCUAUACCGACAAGUUUUAUAAUUCUAUUGUCCCAAGAACUUGCUAAAAAGCAUGUGGGGAAAAAUAUGGAAAUUCAUUGGCAAUUUAAGUUGCUGUAAUGGAGUUUGUCUCUCUAAUGGAAUUCAAGUUGCGAGUGAGACGGUGCAUGGGGCGAACUUGGCUGCACAACAAGUGACUUGCGAUAUUGAAGUUUGUAAAGGAAUCCCUACUGCUGAGGAAAAGAAGACUGCCGAGCCUAAUAGUUCCUUUCUUCAUGCGGUCCUCAAUAUGACUGGAAUGCUCAUAGGUCUUGGGCAGUUAUCCACUCCAUAUGCUUUAGAAAAUGGUGGAUGGACAUCUGCAUUCUUGUUGAUUGGACUUGGUGUCAUAUGUUCUUAUAGUGCUCAUCUCCUCGGAAAAUGUCUUGACAAAAAUCCAAAGUCAAGAAGCUAUGUUGACAUUGGACAAAAUGCAUUCGGAAAAAAAGGAAGAGUUAUUACUGCAACUUUUAUCUACUUGGAAAUUUUCAUGGCCCUUGUUUCUUACACUAUUUCUCUCCAUGACAACUUAAUUAGAGUCUUUUUUGGAACAAAAUUAAACUUAUCAUGGGGUAGAUUAUCUACAUCUCAGAUGCUUACCGUGAUUGCCGUUUUAAUAGCAUUACCUAGUUUGUGGCUGAGAGAUUUAUCUUCUAUAUCUUUCCUUUCAUCUGGCGGUAUUCUCAUGUCACUUCUUAUUUUUAUAUUGGUGGCAUGCACCGCCAUCUUUGGAGGUGUUAAAGCAAACCAUACAAUUCCAGUGCUACAACUUGAUAAAAUUCCUUCCAUUUCUGGCCUUUACAUUUUUAGUUACGCUGGCCAUAUUGUUUUCCCUGACUUGUACAAAGCCAUGAAGGAUCCAUCCAAGUUUACCAAGGUUUCAGUCGUAAGUUUUGCGUUAGUGACAUGCCUUUACACAGCUCUAGCCUUCAUGGGUGCAAAAUUGUUCGGCCCUGAAGUGAGUUCUCAAAUCACUCUCAGCAUGCCACCCCAUCUAAUCGUCACUAAAAUAGCUUUAUGGGCAACUGUGUUGACACCAAUGACCAAAUAUGCUCUUGAAUUUGCACCAUUUGCCAUUCAACUAGAGCACCAUCUCCUUGUUUCAUUCUCUUCCAAGACCAAAAUGAUCUUAAGGGGAACUGUUGGUUCUUUUUUACUUCUAGUGAUAUUAACCCUCGCUCUUUCAGUGCCAUAUUUUGAACACGUCCUUAGCCUUACUGGCUCUCUUGUUAGCAAUUGUAUUUGUGUCAUUAUGCCUUGUGCCUUUUACACAAAGAUCUGUUGGGCUCAAUUAUCUAAACCCUUUAUACUCCUAAACAUUACCCUAAUCACAUUUGGUUCUGUUCUUGGGGUAUUGGGAACAAUUGUCUCUUCAAAGUCACUUGUGCAAAAUCUACAGAGAUCAAUUCACGGGACAGGAUAAUGAUAAUCAUUGAAUUACAUAUUGCCGGAAGAAUCAUAUGUAGGAGUUUGAUUGAUGAUGAAGAUAUAUUAUAGUUUUUGUUGUCUACAAGUUUUCUAUGCAACUGUUAUGAAAGAAAAUAAAAGGCAGUCAAGAUAAUAUGCUUCAAGAGAACUCUUUUAUGUAAAUGCUGGUUGUAAUAUGGCAUAUACUUGAUAAAUUGAUUUGCCAUUACUUGUACAAGUUUUGAUUAUACUCAAUAACCAUGCUAUAUACUUAUAUUAGAUAGAAUCCCAAUUUUCA